Dicentrarchus labrax (European seabass) is the source of this 2174-nucleotide messenger RNA. RefSeq names its product keratocan (gene kera). Lineage: Eukaryota; Metazoa; Chordata; Actinopteri; Moronidae. The record is from RefSeq and is a predicted model, not a curated record. Gene Ontology annotation, molecular function: protein binding. The transcript is spliced from 3 exons. The coding region runs from base 229 to 1305 and encodes 358 amino acids.
ACUCUGAAAGGACAUCCCAACUCACACACAAUCGUCCUCCCACCAACCACACAUGCUCCAUCCACUUGGUUCAGCCGGUGCAUGUUCAAGGUUCAGCCUUGGGGGAAUCAAACCAACAACAAUACAAGUCUAACGGGGCUGGCUUGCAGCACUGACCACAUCAAAGCAACUGACACCACGGACAAUCAUCAGAGCUAAUCAUUGGAGGAACCAACCUCACCUGGCUGCAUGCAGACCACUCACACCAGUUGGAGAAGCAGGUUUGGCAGCAAAAUGGCACUUCUUCAUAGCCUUCUCUGCAUCUUGUGCCUGGUUGGACCAGUUCUCAGCCAGGACAUGCCUUAUGAGGAAUAUAUGGCCCAGAUCCAAGCCUGCCCUAAAGAGUGUCACUGCCCCCCCAACUUCCCUCGCGCUGUCUACUGUGACAAUAAAGGCUUGAAGAGCAUCCCCAAAAUCCCUCCACACACAUGGUAUCUCUACCUGCAGAACAAUCUCAUUGAAGUGCUGUCAGCAGAUGCCCUGCACAAUGCCACAUCGCUGCGCUGGCUGAACCUAAACCGUAACAAAAUCACUAGUGAGGGACUGGAAGAAGGGGUCCUAAAUGCGAUGUCUCACCUUGCGCACCUCUACAUGGAUGACAACCUCUUGUCUUCUGUGCCAUCUCCCCUGCCAGCCAGCCUGGAGCAUCUAAGUCUCUCUCGCAAUCGCAUCUCCAAGAUCCCUGCUGGUGUCUUCAAUGGUCUGGAUAAGCUUAACCUCUUGGACCUCCAGGGGAACAAGCUGAUGGAUGAUGCUGUGACUGAGGUGAGCCUGAAGGGCCUAAACAACCUCAUACAGAUCAAUCUCGCCAAGAACCAACUGAGUAGCAUGCCUCUUGGCUUACCAACCACCACCACCCAGCUUUUCCUUGAUGGUAACAACAUUGAAAAGAUCCCAGCCGGCUACUUCAAAGGUCUGCCAAAAGUGGCUUUUCUGAGGCUCAACCACAACAAGCUUGGCAGCAAUGGAGUUCCCAAAAAUGUGUUUAAUGUCUCCAGCAUUUUGGACUUGCAGCUGUCCCACAACCAGCUGACUGAAGUUCCCCUCAUCUCCUCAGGCCUUGAGCACCUUCACCUUGACCACAACAAUAUCAAAAGUGUAAGUGGCUCCAAUGUCUGUCCUGUCGCUGUCGAAACUGUGGAUGACUCCAUCAAUGAAAGUGUUCCUCGUCUGCGCUACCUCAGACUGGAUGGCAAUGACAUUAAGCCACCAAUUCCCAGAGAUGUCAUUCUGUGCUUCCGUCUCCUGAGGUCUAUUGUCAUCUAAAAACAAAAUCAUCAGCAAAGGCUAAUUUUAAUUUCAUACAAUGGAUGACUUGGUAAUGUGGACACUUUAAAUUAGAUGUGAUAGGAAUCUAUGCAACAAAACAUGGUGACAUGAGAUUUGCAUGUUUUUGAAACUCAAAUAUUUGACACUAGUUGGCAUCAACUUGUUUUAUUGCUGUAACUUAGGGAACAGUUAACUCCAGUUCCAAAUAACAUAGAUUUUCAGUGUAAUUCUAAUCAAAUUUUAAAAGAAAGUACAAAAUUGACAAGGAACUGGGUUAGAAGCUUUAUUGAGGCUGCAAUCUCUUGACCACUAGUUGUGCCUUAUGUUGGUGUUAACAUCUGCAUGUACAAUUCAGAAUGAAAAUCUGAUUAUAAUUUAGUGAUUUAGGCCAAGAGGAGGAUAAUAUGUAUUAAUGACAAGUGAAGAUCUUUGAGGACUAUUGUCAUUAUGCUUCUUCGAGCAGGAGGCAAAGCUUAUCAGUGCAUAGGAAAAUAUCACUUUUAAUUUUUUUCUAUUGUUUCAGGAAAACCUUUGCUUUAUACUUGUAGACUUGAAGCCAAAUUAAUGGUCUUGUGUCCUAGGUUUGGUUAUAUUUCCUUUUUUAAAUUACUCUAUUCUACAAAUAUGCAUAUUUACUGUAGGUAAUUUAUUUUUAUUUAAUACUGGAGAAAAUUAGUAUAAAUCUGACAGUCCUGUGAACAUUUAUGGCCAAUAUUCCUUAAUGUUUUGUAUACAAAAGAAAUGUGAUAACUGUUUUUAAAAAAUGCCAACACACUUUUUGAUUCUGGUCAUUAUUUUUCUGAAUGAACUGAGCAAGGGAUUUCAUUUGAAUUGUCUUCAAUUUGAAUAAAACUUCUCAAAAUGAA